Molecule: messenger RNA, 897 nt
Organism: Micromonas commoda
Lineage: Eukaryota; Viridiplantae; Chlorophyta; Mamiellophyceae; Mamiellales; Mamiellaceae
Exons: 1
Coding region: 1-897 (298 amino acids)
Molecular function (GO): metal ion binding
Source: RefSeq, a predicted model, not a curated record
AUGGAUCUCGACGCGAUGAUCACCGAGGCGGAGGCCGACAAGGAGGAGAAGAAGGCGCGCCGCGUCGUCGUCAAGCGCCCCGCCCGCGGCGGCCGCGGCGGCGGCGGCGGUGGGGACGAUCUCAGGAGCAGACUGCGCGGCAGCGACGAUUACCACGGCGGCAGGCGCGGGGGCGGCGACAGGUGGGAGCACGAUCGCCACGACGACAGGCGCGGCGGCGGGCGCGGAAGGGCCGGCGGUCGAGGCAGGCGCGACGACUACGACGGCGGCGACCGCGAUCGCCCCCAGGCGGAGACCCUCGACGGCUGGACCGUGUCCGAUCGCGUAGACGCGCGCACGGGGAAGAAUUUCUUCGCGGGCAAGUGCGAGGGGUGCGGCGUGGACACUGAGGUGCCGUUCCGCCCGGUGAAGGGCGGUAACCCGCCCGUGUGUCUCGACUGCAACACGUCGCUUAAGGACGCGCAGGGCGGCGGCGGGCCGGACCGCGGAGGCCGCGGAGGCCGCGGCCGGCGCGGAGAUCCCUACGGACCGAGCCCCAAGAUGAUGAUGCAGCAGAUGCAGAUGAUGCAGAUGCAGAUGAUGGCCAUGGCGCAGCACAUGCAGGCCGGCGGCGGCCGCGGCGGUCGCGGCGGCAGGGGUGGUCGCGGCGGCAGGGGCGCCGGCGGCGGCAGAGGAUCCAACGUCUGGACCCCCGACAUGGGAACCUCCGAGCCCAAACCCGAAUCCGGAGUGGCAAAGGGCGGCAAGACGUGGGUUAGGGAAGAAGCCGCCGCGGACAUGUCCUCCACGCCGUGCGUUUUCUUCCAGCAGGGAUCGUGCAAGUACGGGGACACGUGCAAGUUCGCGCACGUUCCCGCGCGGGACAACGACGGUAACGUCGACAUGGGAGAGGCGUGA